GUGCAUGGGGAUGCUGCUGCUGCUGCAUGAGAACCAGCACCCCAAAUCAGUGUGUCCUGGUGCCCACACUCACUGGAGCUGCACGAGGAGGUGUGGGCCAUGGGGAAGCACCAGCUGCCGAGUUACCCUGGCCCCACGAGGAGCGAAUGUUUCCCAACCCCUCCCUGAAAUGCUAAGAAAGCCCCUCUCAGGUGUGGGGAGGACCAGCUCCUCCAGCAGCUCCUCAUCCAGGAAGGACCGGGACAGCCUGCAGCCCCCCAGCUGGUGGGGAUUGGGUUGGACGCGGGGCGCACACCCUCGCCACAAACACAGCACCUCCCAAAAACCCCAAGGACUGUGGAGAAGCGAGUGAGGCCCAAAGCAGGGCAGGCCCACCGUGCCACCACUCCGAGAGCCGAAUUCCCCACCAAACCCAUGGCGAGGUUUCCUUUGCCGUCGGAAGCCCUUUGAGAGCCAGCCCAGGCAGGCAAACCGCUCCUCACCCUGCGUCCCUCCCGGGAUGGCCAGAGCCUCGGCGGGGCUGCAGAGCCACGAGAAGAUGCUGGUUCCGUCCGUCCAUCCGCUGCUCUGGCUGUUCGUGCUCUUCCCAGGUACUACAGCCUCUGACAACUCCUCCAUCCACGCUGUAACAGCUCAAUCCCAGUCCACAACACACAGCCCUGAUGUAAAGAACCACACCUCAGAGCCUUCGGUAAAAUCCACACCGCCAGCCCACCCGAAUGUCACCUCUGUGGGUCCAGCUACCACGGCCAAGUCCUCUCCUGUGGCUACAACUCUGCUGGCUUCGACCGUGCAAGAUGAAAAGUCUAAUAGAAGCAGAACCACACCAGCUCCGCCACCUCAAGGUCAAGAGCCCAAGACCAGCAAGAAUAGCAAGAACACCACAACAUCAGCAACUCAAGGCACCUCAGCGCCAGUUACCCCAACAACUGUGCCCUCUGGCUACUUGCCUACGCCCACUCCGACAGAUGACAAAUCACCACUGACGGUGGCGGCUUUUGGUGUCAUCAGCUUCAUAGUUAUCCUGAUAGUGGUUGUGAUCAUCCUGGUCAGCGUGGUCAGCCUGAGGUUCAAGUGCAACCGCUCAAAGGACUCGGAAGACAAACAGAAACCAGGGACCUCCGUGGUAUCUGAGAGCUGCUCGGCAGGCACGAGCCAGAAGGAGAACAGCAUCACCCUGAUCUCCAUGAAGAACAUCAACACGAACAACAGCAGGAGCUACCCACCAUCAGAAAAGGUGCUGUGAAGCCAAAGAACCAGAGCUUGAAGCUGACUCGUAACCAGCAGUGACUUUCUAGGUUUGUUUUUGGUUUUGUUUUUGUUUUUUCCCUUGAGGAAAGACCAAGCAUGGACAAUAAUGUUAUUAAAUUAUUAUGUCCUUUCUGAUCAGUACCUCUACAGCAGCAUCCCAUAGAGCUUCCUUGCCUGGGGGAUCUCAGGGCUUUGUCCAGUUCCAGCCCGCCAUGUGCAAUGGCUGGUAUCUAACUCUAUUUUUUAUAUGCCUUCAAAUCCUCAGAUUAUUCCAACAGCAAGAAGCACCAAGGAACUGUCUACUUUGCUAAUUAACCGCUGGCUUAGCAUAACGGCCUUUAUAGUCUGUGCCAGCCAGCCGCAGGCUCGUUAUCAGUACGGCCCCAUGUCGAGUCAAACACGCAUUAGAAAAGCACAACGUGAAGUUAAAGGCCUAACGGGACACAAAUGGCCGAGUGCUGGGACACAUCCCAGCACGAUCGCUCCAAGCCCCUGGUCCUUGGUGUCCUCAUUGUCCCCGCAGCGGUGGGGAUGAUCACAUCCACCUACCUCACAGGGUUGUUGUGAGGCUGAGUUAAUCCACGUCUGUAAAGCAUUUGGAGAGCCAUGAAUUAAAGGUGCUGCUGAAAUGCAAA
This is a messenger RNA of Columba livia (rock pigeon), 1886 nucleotides long. RefSeq names its product endothelial cell surface expressed chemotaxis and apoptosis regulator (gene ECSCR). Gene Ontology annotation, cellular component: cytosol; plasma membrane. The transcript has 12 exons. The record is from RefSeq and is a predicted model, not a curated record. Gene Ontology annotation, biological process: negative regulation of angiogenesis; positive regulation of endothelial cell apoptotic process; positive regulation of proteasomal protein catabolic process. Bases 500 to 1246 code for a protein of 248 amino acids. NCBI's taxonomy places the organism in Eukaryota, Metazoa, Chordata, Aves, Columbiformes, Columbidae.